UUUGUACAAGAAAUAGCCAUCGGUCUUGUCUCCCCCUCUCUCAUUCCUCUUACAACCAUGGAUUCAGUGUUUCUUACCUAAAAUUCAUAAACCCUUGAGAGCAAAUUCACAAUCACAAUCAAAAAAAGAAAAAAAAAACCCAAAUCUCAAAAAUUCACAAACACCCAAAUAGAAAAAAGAAGAAAAGAUCAAAUCUUUUUUCUGGGUUUUAAUUUUGUUGACAAUAGGCUUUGAGUUUUGAGGAGGAGUAUUAGUAUUAUGUAUAGAUCUGGAGCUGUGAUGGCUUGGAAUGUGUUCAGAUUCUGUACGGCACUCAGAGGGUUAGGUUCGAUCAUGAUCUUGUUGGUUCUUGGUGUUGUUGGUGUUUCUUAUUACGCCGUCGUUUUGUCUAUCUAUGGCCCUGCUUUGACCUCUGGUGGUCUUGAUUCAUUCAUCUCACUUGCUGUCUUGCUCAUGUUUCACGCCUUGUUGGUGAUGCUGUUAUGGAGUUAUUUCUCUGUGGUUCUCACGGACCCUGGUGGUGUGCCACCUAACUAUAGACCACUAGUAGACGAGGAAAGAGGGGAUGUUGACCAGUUGACUGGAUCUGAAUUCACCCAAUUGACCACACCUGAACCAACAAAUACAAGAGUCCGUUAUUGUCGAAAGUGUAACCAUGUAAAACCUCCUCGUUCUCACCAUUGUUCUGUUUGUGGAAGGUGUGUGCUAAAAAUGGACCAUCAUUGUGUGUGGGUUGUUAAUUGUGUUGGCGCACUCAAUUACAAGUACUUUCUUCUCUUCCUGUUCUAUACGCUUCUGGAGACAACUCUUGUAACAAUAUCAUUGUUACCGUAUUUCUUAGCAUUCUUUAGUGACGGAGAGAUUGCUGGGUCCCCCAGCACUCUAGCAACCACUUUUCUCGCCUUUGUUUUGAACUUGGCUUUCGCGUUAAGUGUUUUUGGAUUUUUGAUUAUGCAUGCAACGCUAGUGUCGGGUAAUACUACAACAAUUGAGGCGUAUGAGAAGAAAACGAGUCCAAAAUGGCGAUAUGAUCUUGGCCGAAAGAGAAACUUUGAACAGGUCUUCGGGACUGUGGAGAGAUACUGGUUUAUUCCAGCUUACAGUGAAGAAGAUCUACGUAGAAUGCCAGCGCUUCAGGGUCUUGAGUAUCCCUCAAAGCCAGAUUUGGACUCCGAAGAAUCCUAAACACGACCAGAAAACGAAACAAAUUAACAAUAUUCUGUAUUUAUAACACGAAUGCCGUCCCCGACAACCAGCAUACAUCAUCAAACAUGGUACAGUGGAUUUUGGGUUAUCAGUGUUAUAAGCAGCAGGCAGGCAGGCAGUUCUGGAGUAAAAAUAUGAAGGCGUGAUCAUGGGAGCAGAUGACGUGGAAUUCGGUAGUUUUGAUUAAUCGGGGUUCAUGAAACUACUGUAAGCUGUGUAUGCAGGUUCACAUGAAAUGUACCUACUUGGCUACUUGACUGUAUGUAACCGUGAACUAUUUUUUUCCCGAGGGUUCGAUGUUUUUCGUGACUAGUUUUGUUGUCAAAGUUACUGUUUUUAUGUUUGUAGCAAUAAAUUAUAUUAUAGAGAUUCUUGAAAUAACCAGUAAAGUUAAUAUUUUUGUAA
Helianthus annuus (common sunflower) is the source of this 1611-nucleotide messenger RNA. RefSeq names its product probable protein S-acyltransferase 14. Gene Ontology annotation, biological process: protein targeting to membrane; peptidyl-L-cysteine S-palmitoylation. The transcript has 7 exons. Gene Ontology annotation, cellular component: Golgi apparatus; endoplasmic reticulum. Lineage: Eukaryota; Viridiplantae; Streptophyta; Magnoliopsida; Asterales; Asteraceae. The coding region runs from base 259 to 1185 and encodes 308 amino acids. The record is from RefSeq and is a predicted model, not a curated record. Gene Ontology annotation, molecular function: protein-cysteine S-palmitoyltransferase activity.